Rubroshorea leprosula is the source of this 513-nucleotide messenger RNA. The record is from the annotation of a GenBank genome assembly. Lineage: Eukaryota; Viridiplantae; Streptophyta; Magnoliopsida; Malvales; Dipterocarpaceae.
AAGGGUUCGGCUGGAAGCCUAUCAACUUUAGUCAACUGGUCAUCGUCUUGGCUUGUGACAUUCACCUUCAAUUUUAUGGCUGAAUGGAGCGAAGGAGGUACAUUUCUCAUAUACUCGGCCAUGUGCUGUCUGGGUGUUGUAUUCAUUGCAAAGCUAGUUCCAGAGACUAGAAGGCGAACGUUAGAAGAAAUACAAGCAUCAAUUGCCCAUUUUUCGUAAUAGGAUGAUGAUACAGACGGGGUAACAGUGCAGAUCUCUGCUAUUUAUAACCAUUGUAUCUCAGUACCAGUGUUUAGAAGAUUUUAUCACCUCCAUUUUCUGUAUUCAAAGUAUCAAAACUAUUGUUGCCACCACGGUCCACCGCCUCAGUCCGGUCCAAUUCUGACUCUUAACUCCUUUGUUUUCUUUACGGCACCGUUUAGCAGUACCAAAAUAAAGGCCACGUUUGUUUGGUGGUCGGUGUUUGUGUCUCCGGUCAAUGCAUGGAUCUCAAAAUUAAUUACUUGUCAAUUC